UGAAAAAUCGCACCAUCUCUUGGUCCAAACAUGGGUUGUUGGGCAUACCGUUAGGUGACGCGGGUGAUUGGCCUCCAUGCUUACUGAUGAAGUGACUGCGUUUGAUGCCUACCUACUGAAGAAGACGUCCCCGGUUCGACUCGACGCUUACGAUUUUUCCAAGAAUAUGUAAGCAAAUUGUACCGGGAAAAUGUCUAUCCAUUACAAGUUCAAAUCGGCGAUUGACUAUGAUACAAUUACGUUUGAUGGCCUGCAUAUCUCAGUUGCCGACUUAAAAAAGGCAAUUGUCUACCAGAAGAAAUUGGGCAAGGCUACAGACUUUGACCUUAUGAUCACAAAUGCGCAGACAAAUGAAGUUUAUACAGAUGAAUCAGCACUAAUUGCCAAAAAUACUUCUCUGAUUGUGGCGCGGGUUCCUGUAGCUGGAGCCACAAACAAGAAGAUCUGGGAUAGAGGCGAACCUUCUUUGAUCGGAACAUCGUCGACGUUGACUUCGUCAUCAAAGGGUGCUCCCCCGCCGACCAGAAAUGAAAACGAAGUCACGGUUGCCAUGGCGAACAUCAGUGCUGAUUCCUCCGGCUCCGCUCUCGACAAUUUGGCCCAGGCAACGGAUCUGUCUCGAAGUGAAGCUUCCGAAGAGGACAAAAUCAAGGCCAUGAUGACCCAAUCAACUCAGGAUUAUGACCCCUCCAAAUACAUGAAAAUUCGUGGUCAGGGCCAGGUUGGACCUGUCCCCGGUAACUAUUGCUGCUUUAAGUGUGGUAUGCCUGGUCAUUGGAUCAAGCAAUGCCCAUUAAAUCUGACAAUGGACAUUAAAAAAAGUACGGGAAUUCCGCGAAGUUUCAUGGUCCCUGUCGAAGGACCAGAAGUUCCUGGUGCGAUGAUGACUCCAUCUGGCCAUUUUGCCGUCCCAGCAAUUGAUCACGAGGCCUACCGAGAGAUCAAAAAAGAACGACCGCCUUUUCAGGCAGAAUCGCCUACACCUGAAGUUGUUAAACCUGUCAUUCCAUCUGAACUUCUUUGUUCUCUUUGCAAAGAUCUGCUAUCCGACGCAGUACUUAUUCCAUGCUGUGGAGACUCAUUCUGUGAUGAUUGUAUACGAGCUCUCCUUCUCGAUUCAGAAGAACAAGAAUGCCCCCAGUGUCAUACGAAAGCUGUUUCUCCCGACACGUUGAUACCUAACCGGUUUCUACGUACCGCCGUAACCAAUUUCCGUAGUGAAACGGGCUACACAAAAGCUACACCCGUUGUCCCUGCUGUUGUCGAGUCUGUGGUUGUUCCAGAAGUCAAGGAAGACGUUGAAGAAGAAAAAGAAGAGCCCGAACUUAUUUUGGAGGAUGAAGAAUUCAAAGAAGAAAUGGUUGCUUCUCCAGCGGUAGAUGAAAAGUUCUUUGAAGAACCCAGUGAGCCACCACCACCAGGCGGGGAAAGUCUCGAAGAGGUUAGAAUCUCUACACCUACCGUCGACGAAAAGCCAGCUGCUGCGGAAGGGAAUCAAUCUGAUGUGAUUAAACAGUCACCUACUGCACCGUCUAAAACUGUUCCCCCAGCUGUCAACAAUUUGUCCAUGUUAGCUCAAAAAGCACCCUUAAUUGCAUUACAGCAAGCUAUAUUGCAAGGAAAUCCACUCUUGCUUGGUUCACAGAAUAUACAACAGAUUGCCCUAAUUCAACAAGGGCUGAUGGCGAUGCAACGUAUCCCUCAUUCGUCGCAGUCAGCCCCGCUAUUGCCUACCCCAAGUACUGUACAGACUGCACCAGCCCCACCAACUUUACCGCCACAGAAUUCUGUACCGAUCCAGCCGCUUAUGACUGCCCAACCGCCGACUCACAUGCCACCGCCGGGAUUCCCGCGAUCGAUGCCGCCUCCCCGGUUUCAGGGCCCAUCUAUCCCACCACCCGGAGCUAGACCAAUGCUACCGCCAGGAGGACCAAGAGGACUACCUCCAAUGGGUUACCCGGGUGCUCCACCAUUUCCCCCUAACGGCAUGGGAAUGCCUCCAGGGUACGGCAACCAUGCUUCAAGUGCUGCCAAUCAGCUGGCCAGCCAUCCGAUUUUACAGCAAGGUGUGAUUGAAGACCCCCUGGCUGCCUUCGAAAAACUCUUGAAGGAGAAGGAAGAACGUGAUAGGGCACGAAAAAAGCGAAGAUCGAUUUCUCGUUCACGGAGUCGGUCGCGGUCUAGAACACGUCGGUCCAAAUCACCUCGACAGCGCAGUCGAUCACGAAGCGGAUCUCCACCCCGAAGGCGUUCUCGGUCGCAUUCGCCCAGCCGUCGGAGACGAAGUCCAGCUGUGCGAGGUCGUCGAGGUAGAUCGCGAUCACGAUCGCCUUCGGGUGGAAGGUCUCCUAGUCCGAGAAGUGGAGGUCGGCAUGGUUUUUACGAUCGAUCACCUCAUGGAUCACCCGGAAGGUAUCCUCGUGAGUACCGCGAAGAGUUCAACAAUGCCGCAUCAGCAAACUAUUAUCCUCCCUACGGUUAUCCACCAAUGGGUCCGCAAGGCCCACCAAUGCGAGGAUACGGCGGUCCUCCAGGUCCUAUGGGCCCAAUAGGCCGGGGUGGCCCAAUGGGUGGCUAUGUGCCACGAGGACCCCACUUUGGAAUUGGCAUGCCGAGAGGAAUGGGCCCACGCGGGCCUUAUCCUCCUGGAUACAUGGGACCAAGAGGACCAAUGGGAAUUGUAGGUGCCCCUCCAUCGCUGCUUUCGCUAGACUUGGGUCGAGGGCGUGGAUAUCGAGAGGAACGACGAGCUGAUUACGAGCGUGAAUAUUAUCCCGAAGCAGACAGAACCCGUCGAUCGCCUCCACCGCCUCCACCAGGAGAAUUUGAAUCGGAUGCUCCUCUUAUUUACACGAAACCUCGUCGUCCUGAUCAGCCAGAAAAAGUUCCAGAGAAACCCAGAGAGAGGGUAAAGGAACGCGAACGUGAAAGGGACCAUGGCUAUAUGAAGGAUAGUCGUGAACGGGAUCGAGAAAGAGAUAGAGACCGAGGUGAUCGAGACAAGGACAGAGAGCGUGACCGUGACCGAGAGCGUGAAAGGGAUCGAGAGCGAGACAGAGAACGAGAUCGUGACCGUGAAAAGGUUCGAUCCCGUCACGAUGGUCGGGACACUAAAGAGAGCAGCCGAAGAGCGGAAGUUGUAUCGCGAGAACGGGAUCGUGAACGUGGAGGCUCGCACAGUUCGGUCAGUAGUAGAUCCAGCACAACUACGAAAGAUAAAUCAAAAGAAAAAGAAAAGGACCGGGAGAAGGAGAAAGAGAAGAAGAAGGAAAAGAAGGAGAAGGAGGAGGAAGACAAGAAGCGGGACAAGAAACGCAAAAAGAAGAAGGAAAAAGAGAAGGAGAAGGAAAAAGAAAAAGACAAGGAGAACAAAAAGAAGAACAAACACGAGAAAAAGAAGAGUGUCGACAUUGAAGACCAAGCUGAGCCUGCAAAAACACCAAGCCAAACAGAGCAACCAGUUCCGGGUGAUUGUAGCGGUGGAUUCGAUGAUUCAGUUGCCACAGAGGCUGAUAAACCUCAAUUGGAGACUGUUGACAAUAAAGAAAGCAAUGAACAGCGAGUUGGGGCUGUGCAGGAAGAAGAGGCCGCCUUAGAAGAUGUUCUCAUCAUCACGACCGACAAAAGCCUCGAAUCACUGGUGGACGAUGUAGUACCUGCUGAAGAAGAUGCCGAUCGCCAGAAAACGCAAGUUAGGAAGGAACGAAGCCGCGAAAGGGAGAAGGAUGAUAAAGCGGUGAAAGAUAAAGCCCUUCCGUUGCCGCAUUCGCGAUGGGAAGAAGAUUCGGAAGAAGAAGAAGCAUCGGAACCCUUGAAGAACGUGUCAGACAUUGUCUCUAUAGCAGAUCCCGGACCAAUCAAAAGAGCAGAUAACGCCAUCUUUCGUCGAGCAAUAAGCGCAAUCAAGCCGAAAGUAAUUGAAAUUAAACUGCGACCCGAACGGCGCGUCCUGCUUGAUUCCUCCGCUCCAGAAAAGGCUAUUGGAGAUCUUGACUUGGAUGUUAAUAAUACAAGAGUCUCUCCUGAUUCCUUACUUAAUCUGAGAGUUGCACCACCACCAUUGGUGAUACCGAAAUUCAAUCCUGCCCUUGACCUGAAACUUCCUGAAAUCGACGACAAGAAGAAAUCGGUCCGGGAUAGAUUAGGCGACAAAGUGGAACCGGAACAGCAACCACCUGCUAGGAAUCAGGACAAGGUGGAUGACACCAAAGAUAAAGAUAAAUUAAAGGAUAAGAAGGAAGGAGGUAAAAAAGACAAGGACAAACGAUCUAGUCCUGCUAAAGAGAAGAAGGAUCGCAAGGAAGAUAAGCGUGACAAGGACAAACGAGGUCGGACCAAAGAGAAGGAGAAGGACAAGAAACACAAACGCAAAGAAAAGGAGGACAAGAAGAGCAAAGACGAGAAAGAGAAGAAGGAUGAGUUGAAACCUUCAAGUGACGUUCGCCACGGCGACAAAGCGAAAUCGAGCAAAACUGACGACAAGCAAACCGAUAAAGACAAAGAAAAAUCGGAAAAAAUCAAGAAGCGGAAGCGUUCCUGGUCGAGUAGUACGAGCAGUAGUAGUACCAGCAGUACUUCAGAGUCGGAUAGCAGCUCAUCUGAAUCGGGUGGUGGUAGUAAGCGGAAGAAGAAAAGCCGAAAGAAGCGCCACGUCUCUUCGAGCAGUGAUUCAUCCGAUUCGAGUCGCGAAACGAAGAAGAAGAAGAAAAAGUCUAAAAAGGCGUCGUCGAAGCGGAAGCAGAAAAAGGCGUCGUCGCAGUGAAAACAGUGCUUCUCUGUAACAUUUGGACUAGCCUUCUUUUUCCUCAUGGUAUAGUUUUUUUUUUUCACUCUCUUUCUUUUUUAGUUGUGACUUUUUUUUUUCAUUUUUCACCUUCUCUGGAAGUUUUUGUCAAUUCUUGCUACUUUGGGCUGACCUGCUGGUUUCGCCAGAAUCUGGCACAUUGCUAUGUUUUUAUAUUAUAUGGAAAUGCCAGUGGCGAUAGUAAUACACUUUGAAGUACAUAUUUC
Molecule: messenger RNA, 5010 nt
Organism: Daphnia carinata
Lineage: Eukaryota; Metazoa; Arthropoda; Branchiopoda; Diplostraca; Daphniidae
Gene: snama
Product: E3 ubiquitin-protein ligase RBBP6-like
Exons: 19
Coding region: 191-4762 (1523 amino acids)
Biological process (GO): ubiquitin-dependent protein catabolic process; mRNA processing; protein ubiquitination
Cellular component (GO): nucleus
Molecular function (GO): ubiquitin protein ligase activity; nucleic acid binding; zinc ion binding
Source: RefSeq, a predicted model, not a curated record